AUGACCAGCCCUGUGGCCGCCGCAAUAGACAAAUACUACGAGGACUUGCAAGCCCUCUUGGCGACUGUGUCGAAGGCGGACAAGUUGAUUGUCCUCUGUGACUUCAAUGCCCGCGUCGGCAGAGACCAUGCUGCCUGGAGAGAAGUGCUGGGUCCUCAUGGUCUCCGCGGCUCAAACGACAAUGGUCUGCUGCUCCUCCGCACCUGCGCAGAACACCGCCUCAUUCUGUCGAACACCUUCUUCUGUCUGCCGGAGCGAGAGAAGGCCACCUGGAGGCAUCCUCGGUCGCGUCAGUGGCACCUGCUGGACUACGUCCUCGAACUAUCACGAUGCGCUAAAAACUGGGACUCGAAAGGUUACCAACUAGUGUUUCCCCUUCGACCAAGCAGUCAGCCCAGUCGCGUCUUUGCUUGCUGA
This is a messenger RNA of Spirometra erinaceieuropaei, 417 nucleotides long. Lineage: Eukaryota; Metazoa; Platyhelminthes; Cestoda; Diphyllobothriidea; Diphyllobothriidae. The record is from the annotation of a GenBank genome assembly.